AUGUCAAGGGAAUUUCCAGAGGACCACACAAAUGAGAGCGUAGAGUCGCCAAGUUCCGUACCAGAAAGAAUUCCUUUGCAAGAGAUUGUAGAUGGAGAAAAAGUCAGUGUUCCCCGUAGUGCAUCUAAUAAUUCAGGUGAUCAGGAAGGCAUUCAACAAUCUUCUGUUGACAGGAGAAACCGCUCGAGAAGAACAAGAAGGAGAUCAAGNAAAAGUGGCGGGAGGAGGAGUGCGUUGUUAACAUUAGAGAAUUCUCCGUUGUCCCCACUCGCGGGGGGGUUGGGGGGCUGGGGGAUUUUUUUUCCCACCCCCCCCCCCCCCCCCAUGAAUGAGUAUCCUCGGCAGACAAGUAGUAGGAAUCCGUUUUCAAAGGGACCGACAAAAAAUGAGGGGGGUAGGAAACGUUUUUUUGAAAGGGUUCUGACAAAAAAGUGAGGUGGUAGGAAUCUGCUCAUCCAACAGGGGGGUUCGGAAAAAAAUGGAAUGGUCACGUCCCAGUGUUCAUGUACAUCUAUGUGUGGGAAGGUAGCUAGUACCAACUAUUGUGUUUCUUGAAAGCCAUCUUUGAUACCAGUUUCAGGCUUUCACAGCCAAUUUUCGCUUUGAUCUUUUAUCAAAUUUCCUCACCUAAUUCUUCAAAGAAAUGUAUUGAGAUCAGUCUGGAGAAUUUGUUGGUGGAUAUGGGAAGAAUGGCAACCUUAAGGCCGAUUUCGAUGGUAUGAUUUUUGCUUACAACCAUCGUGCUCGACUAGCAUACAUCAGGACUUUCAACCAUCCACACGUGCCAAUUUUUGCUUAGGACAUCCACAAUGUGUCAUUCAAAUGUUGUGGGUCUAAUUUACUCAACAUGAUCUGUCCUGAAGUCGUGAUGCAUGCUAGUCAUGUACCAUAGUUGUAAGCAAAAAUCCUACUAUCUAAAUUAGCUUUUAGGGAUAAGGUUACAAUGUCAAGAACUCACAAAUAAGAAAGAUGCAUAUGUUACCUUUUGUAGGAGAUGCACUGUAUGAUGAAAUGGAAUCAAGUACUCUUGACAUGCCUGACAAGAAAAAAUAUAAGCGUCCUCCCUCUGGGGUGCGACAGACCAGGCGGUCAGCUAGUGCUGAAAUGAUUGACAGAGAUGAGGAUGAAGGAAUGGCAGAUAAUGAAAACAUGAGUCCAGCAAGGAGAAGACCAAGAAGAAAAAGGAAUCAAGGUUAGUACUAACAAUCUGUUUUUAUCAUAAUAUCUGCAGUAGCUUCUGCUGUUUGCAGAGAUGGGUAAGAUGUUAUCAGUUUUUCUUCAAGGACUCAAGUUUUUUUAUUCAUUUGACAAGGAAGUCAUCAACUCUCGAUCCGACUCCUCAUUUAAAAAAAAUUUAGUGAUUAAAUUAAUAAGUAAAUAUGAAAACUGAUCUUAAAUCCUCCUUUAACUUCAUGCCAUCUUUUGCUUCACUUGAUGAAAACAGCUAUAGUCGGUUGUUCAUGGAGGCCUAACCUCUCAUAAGCUCCUAUAGUUUCUGUUAGGUCUCCUCACCAAUUAUCCAUUAUUAUGUGGCAAAUAAAAUAAUAUAAUUAUUAAUUUAAAAAAAAAAUAGUAUUAUUGCCAAGACUUAAGACAGAGUUGACCAAGCCCAGUUAGCUGCUAUCUUAGGUUAGCUGUAAACAGAGUAUAUGAGUUGCCAUGGUAACUAACCUUAGACACUGCUCCAAACUGCAAUAAUUUUUGUUGCCAUGGCAAGUAGAAAAAAAUUGUGAGACAGAAAUUGCAGUGAAAGAGUCGCCAGUUUGGUGACCUGUGUUCGACAAUCACGUACCGAGCCAUGUGUUGUUUUUAUUAGUUGUGUUUAUGGUUUUUCUAAAGCUAAAGUGAGAUAAACAUUUGGAUAGAAUGUUAUAUAUGCUCCAUUUUUUAUAUACAUACGGUAAAUCCUCUAUUAAGCCCCCCAGGGGGCUUAUUUAUUUCAAUUACAUUUGAGGGGCGGCUUAAUAGAGACGGGGCCUUAUUUUUCUAUUUAACUUAGCACUGCAGACGAAGGUACCAGUUCUCCGUAAAAAAAAACUAGAAUGCAAAGUGGAAAAGCACAAGUACAAUGGUUUGAGGUCAUGUAGCUGAGAAAGAAAAACAAAUCUGUACUUCCAGCUGGUGAAUAAACCAUCCUGGAACAGUCCACACAAAGUUCUACAGUCGUAAUUGAUCACUACAGUCUAUCAUUUAUUAGUGAAGAAUAAUAAGGGGAGGGGAGAGGGGGCUUAUUAACUUUGUUCCCCUGGAAAGGUAGGGCUUAUUAGAGAGAGGGGGCUUAAUAGAGGAUUUGCAGUAAUUCGUCCCUUUUACCCUGAUUGUCUGGGUUGAAAGGAUGGGUGGUCAUAGACAUGUCCUUGUCUGGGUGUUAUGGAUAUAAUAUUACUACACAGUGCUGGUCAUGACAAUUUUCUUGGGAUGUUCCUUUAAGAGGCAUGAAACUUUAUAGGCCAAGUCUUUCUAUCAUAAUGAAAAAAAAUCUGAUAGGCCAUAAGUAAGUGACACGAGAGUCCCUAUGGGUGGUUUUUACUGAUUUUACCCUUCAGUUUUUGAAAGUUUUAUUGAGUAUUUUAUUUUAAUAUUUUUAAGGUUCUAGAGAUGUUAUCAAUGGCGAGGAGUAUAGUCCAGAGUAUGAAGGAUAUGAUGGCCCUAGAGAUCCAAAUAAAUUGAGAUCCAAAAAGCAUAAAACAAAGAAAAGGUAUUUAUAAAAUGUAAAUGUAAAUGAUAAACAUUUUUUAACAUAUUCAAUAAUAGUAAGAUCUACAGAAUCUUAUUAAACAGUUUGAUCCUUGCAUUCAUUACAUUUUAAUUUUAAAUCUGUUUACUAACAGUUCAUCCUUCAGAUGACAAAAGGUGCAUGUAAAAUUUAAACUGUUGUUACUAUUCUAUGCUACCCAUAUCAUUGUAUUGUUUCAGUGCUACUUAAAUGUGUAGCAUAUUAUGAUGAAGAAAUGAAAUUUGUUGUAUUCAAGAGUAUGUUUCAAAUAUGUAUAAUGUUAUAAAGUACAUGUAAUUACUUUGGUCGAUAACAAGGGAGUUUUUUCAUUUCCCAUGGUAGACAGCACAACGGAACAUCUGCUGAAGAGGACAACUACAAUGCUGACGUUGAUGGAGAAGGUGAUUCUAGGCCAAGAUAAGAUAACAUAUACAGCUAAUGCUCUCAAGAGUGACCAAAAUUAAGUUUUUCCUAAAAAUAGCAAUAGAUAAUCCAGAGAAAGUUUAUGAGAAGGGAAAAUACUUUGAUCUUUUGUCAAAGUUUCUCAAUUAAAAUUUUCUGUAAUGAAAUGUAUGGAGACUAGUCUGGAGAAUUUGUAUGUGGAUCUUGGGGCUUAGAGGGUGAAAAAAACUUUUUCUUCUUUUCUGCUUAAAAUGAGGGUGUCUGCUCAAAGUAGUUUUGACUGUACCUGUGUGGUGGUACUCAAUGUUUUAUAUGGGGAGGCCCCGCCCCGUGGUCCAACCCCUAAUACCCAUUUAUAUACCAUUUUUUGACAGAAAAGGUUACCCCUUUUCAUACACCUUCCAUUGGCAAAUGGUGUCCCUUUCACAUACCUCGUUUAGAACUUUGCAUCCCUUUCAACUGCUGUAAAUGCACUCAUUGUACAAUCUUCUCAGCUAUAAAAUGCAUAUCUGUUAGCCCUCUUGAGCCUUUCUAGCGACCAAAAUGACAGAUUUCACUACCCUUUCUUAUACUUGUACAAGUGAAAUCCCAAUCCUUCCAUAUGCCUGAAGCCUGAAAAAGGUAAACCCCCUUUGGGCGGAGCUUCCCCAUAUAGGCCAUUAUAGGGAGUACUCCCCUCUCCCCUAUUAUUGUACUUUUUCCUUUUAUGGCACUGAUUCUGUGUUUUGUUAGCUUCAACAGUUGAUUACUACAGAGUUGAUAAAGAAGACAUAGUAACUGGAGACACACAAGAGAUGGCUCCACCUCCUGCUCUACCUCCUGUCGCACAGACUUUGCCCAGUCAGCCAUUAGAUGUGCUUUUUAUUGAAAGAAGAGGUGAG
Messenger RNA from Porites evermanni, 3999 nucleotides. The record is from the annotation of a GenBank genome assembly. NCBI's taxonomy places the organism in Eukaryota, Metazoa, Cnidaria, Anthozoa, Scleractinia, Poritidae.